Amphimedon queenslandica is the source of this 900-nucleotide messenger RNA. Its product is annotated as protein-lysine N-methyltransferase Mettl10-like. The transcript has 6 exons. Gene Ontology annotation, molecular function: protein-lysine N-methyltransferase activity. NCBI's taxonomy places the organism in Eukaryota, Metazoa, Porifera, Demospongiae, Haplosclerida, Niphatidae. The record is from RefSeq and is a predicted model, not a curated record. Gene Ontology annotation, cellular component: cytoplasm. Bases 31 to 711 code for a protein of 226 amino acids.
ACCCUUUGUUUACACCCACGUGUUGACAUAAUGUCUGACCCUGAGGAAGGAAAUGAGGGAAAUGGUGAAUUGCCAGCCUCUUCUCUAGGGACUAAGGAACAUUGGGAUAACGAAUAUGCUAGAGAACUUGAAGUUUUUAAAGAAUUCGGUGACAUUGGCGAAGUCUGGUUUGGGUACGACUGUCAGACAAGAGUUGUUAACUGGAUCAAGGAAUCAUCUUGUAUCAGUCUUGAAUCAAAUAUCAUUGAUUUAGGAUGUGGAAACGGAUCAUUGCUGAUUGAACUGGCAUGUAGUGGGUAUACCCAAUUGACUGGUAUUGACUAUUCAGCUGCUGCUGUGGAAUUAGCGAAACAAAUUGCUCUCAAGGAAAAAGCAAAAGUUAAAUUCUUAUGUGGUGACAUACUAACUGAUGACACUAUUGAAGACAUGAUUGGUCAGAUUGAUCUGGUUCUUGAUAAAGGUACUUAUGAUGCUAUAAGUCUCUCGCCUAACGAAGCAAAGACUAAGAGAAAAGCUUAUAAUGAGUCUGUAUUGAGUCUACUUAAGAAGGAUGGCCUCUUUAUUAUAGUGUCUUGCAAUUGGACACAGGAUGAGCUUAAGGACCAGUUCAGUUCAGGUUAUGUUGUUUUGGAUACAAUCCCCUCCCCGUCCUUUUGGUUUGGUGGGAACGUCGGCCAAACAACAUCUACUGUAGUCUUUAAGAAGACAUAAAAAUCAAUAAAAUAACAAUAAUAAUAAUAAUAAUAAUAAUAAUGAUAUGUGUGAUGAAUGCUACAAGAGUUUAAUAAUUAGUUUUACUGUUAAUUUGACUAACAGUUGUGUACCAAUAAUUUGUUUUUUGUAUCAUAGUAACUAUUAUUUUUAUUUUUUCCCAGUGAUCAAUUUUUUCAUGCAUAUAGU